This is a messenger RNA of Diabrotica virgifera virgifera (western corn rootworm), 1240 nucleotides long. RefSeq names its product peflin. The record is from RefSeq and is a predicted model, not a curated record. Bases 187 to 912 code for a protein of 241 amino acids. Gene Ontology annotation, molecular function: calcium ion binding. The transcript has 2 exons. Gene Ontology annotation, biological process: COPII vesicle coat assembly. Lineage: Eukaryota; Metazoa; Arthropoda; Insecta; Coleoptera; Chrysomelidae.
CUUUCAAUACGGAAGUGUUGGUUGUUGCAACAUUCACAUUCUUGGAAUUAAUGCAUUUCUAUUUAGAGAAUUGAGAAUUAAUCAUUAAUCAUAAAUGAAGUUACCUCUGUUGUAAAAAAUUAUAUAGACGAAUUGAACAACCUAUUUAUUCCUUAAAAUAUAGUUAUAAUUAUAAUACCUGUAAUAAUGUAUCCAAAUCCAGCAUAUGGAGCUUACAAUCCAGGAGGUUAUGGUGGUCAACCUCAAGGAGGAAAUUAUGGCCAACCUCAAGGAAGAAGUUAUGAUCAGCACCAAGGAGGAGGUUUUGCUCAACAACAAGGUUUCGGCCAACCUCAAGGGGGUUUUGGUCAGCCCCAGGGAGGCGGUUUCGCUGCAUCAGGUGGCUAUGGUCAACCCAAUCAAAUAAACCCUGAUGUCCAGUCAUGGUUUCAAGCUGUCGAUAAGGAUCGUUCAGGGCAAAUCAGUUGGGAAGAACUUCAAGCUGCAUUAAUCAAUGGACAAGGUGAAAAUUUCUCCCCCACAGCUUGCAAAUUGAUGAUAUCCAUGUUUGAUAUUGAUCACAGUGGAACUAUUGGGGUAAACGAGUUUCAGUUGCUUUAUAACUACAUUAACCAGUGGCUAGCAGUUUUUAAAAACUAUGAUAGAGAUGGUUCAGGUAGUAUUGAUGAGACAGAACUUACACAAGCCUUUCAACAAAUGGGCUUUAGAUUCUCUCCAGAGUUUGUCAAAUUUUUGUUAGUUAAAAGUGAUCUUAAAACCCAUAGCAGGAUGUCUGUUGAUCAGUUUAUUGUAGUAUGUAUUCAGAUUCAACAAUUCACAGAAGCCUUUAAAAAGAAAGAUCGUGAACUGAAGGGAGUUAUAACACUAGGUUUUGAAGAGUUUUUGGGUAUUGCCUUGAGUUGUUCUGUAUAAUUACCAUAUGUAUCUCAGAAAGAAGCAAAAAUCAGUUAAAAUUUAGUAAAAUUAUUUCUGAUUUAUAUACAUUUAUUUUAGAGUUGUAGAAAUAUUCAUAUAUUUUAUACUAUACUAUUAAAAUGAAAUAAUUCAGAUUUUUUCUAAUUUAUUUUUUAUGUAUUUUUGUGUAAGUAGUCCAUUUAAAUAAAAAAAAUGAUCUAUGCAAAUCCAUUAAAUUGUAGUAUAGAUAUCUCUGAUACCUGUUGAGAAUUAUUAUAUUUGUUAAGAAAUUAGAUUUGUCAAUGUGAUAGCUCAUUUUUGUAAUAAAAUAUUCCUGCAUAGAAAA